AGCAUAUUAAAAAUUAUCCCAAAAUGGAAUAUCAUAAAUUAGUUAUUUCGCUAUUGGUGUUGGGCUGUUUGUAUAAAUACUCGACUGGAUACGUACCCGAUCUUCCCGCUGACAUACAAAAAUGCACGAUUGCGGAUGAAAGGUGUCUAUUAGAUGGCAUGAACUAUGUGAUCAGGCAUUAUGCCGCAACAGGCAGCAAAGAGCUGGGUCUAGUCCAACUAGAUCCGCUACGUAUUAAAAAGUUAAGCCUUGGCAAGAAUCCAAAUAGUCCGGUUAGCAUUGAUCUCAGCUUUUCCAACGCGGAUUUGAUCGGUCUCAGUGAAGCGCAAGUCCAGCGGGUAUCCGCCUUCACCAGCGAUCUUAGUCGUCCCAUUGUAUUUGAUAUGGUUUCCCCCAAAGUAACGCUUAAGGGUCCAUACAGCGUAGAGGGCAGGGUAUUGAUAUUGCCCGUUGUCGGAAAGGGCAAUGCUCAAAUUGUCCUCGAAAAUUGUCAGGUGCAUGCUGUCGUGAAAUUGUCACCCGUGUCCAAGGGUGCUCACCAGACAUAUGCGGAGGUCACCGAAGUAAAGAUGAAGUUGGAGCCAUCGCGUGUUACCUACAAGCUAGACGGUUUAUUUAAUGGCCAGAAGGAACUAAGCGAAAACUUGCAUGCGCUCAUUAACGAAAACUGGCGUGAGGUAUUUAAUGAACUUAAGUCAGAUAUAUCUGGCGCUAUGGGUCUGAUCUUCAAAGCUGUUCUGAAUAAAACCAUUGGUAAUCUGCCGCUCGAGCAGCUCUUCUCAGAUUUUUAAGUUUAGACAGUAGUUUGCAUUUCUUUGUUGAGCUUAGUUAAAUUUAUUUUUAU
Molecule: messenger RNA, 844 nt
Organism: Drosophila virilis
Lineage: Eukaryota; Metazoa; Arthropoda; Insecta; Diptera; Drosophilidae
Product: protein takeout
Source: RefSeq, a predicted model, not a curated record